Molecule: messenger RNA, 963 nt
Organism: Populus euphratica (Euphrates poplar)
Lineage: Eukaryota; Viridiplantae; Streptophyta; Magnoliopsida; Malpighiales; Salicaceae
Exons: 2
Coding region: 1-963 (320 amino acids)
Source: RefSeq, a predicted model, not a curated record
AUGAACACAAGCGCCCUCUCUUUGCCUCUGAGUCUCAAGAAACUUGAUCACGAUAGAAAGAGUAUAAAAGCCGUGACAAUUGCCUGUAUGACCACCAAUGGCAAAGAAUCUACUGGGACAAGGAGAGUGGAUUGUGGCAUGAUCGACAAGGGAAAGGAGAAACGAGCGGUGUUGAUGCUAACCAAGAAAAUGAAGGUUGAGAGAAAAGGCAAAGCGUACCCAUCCCAACCUUCAGCAUCAUCAUCAAGAUUUUCAUAUAAAGAUCCUGACUCGGUGUUAAAGCUUCUACCAGUAACUAUUCUAGCUUUAGCCCUCUCUCUUCCUAACCAGGACCGUGAAGUUCUAGCUUAUUUGAUAGCAAGGUCCAUCUUUGUCACCACCGCACCAAACCCAUCUUCACUUAUAACCCAGCAUCCAAAAAAGAAAUGUAAAACCAAGAGUACUGCCAGCAAGAAUGACAAAUAUUGUGACCAGAAAGUUCCUUCUUUUCAAUGUGGGUGUUUUGAUUGCUACACUAGGUUUUGGUAUAGAUGGGACUCAUCUCCAAAUAGGGAUUUCAUCCACCAAGUUAUUGAACCAUUUGAAGAGCAUUUGGUGCAAAAAAUUGAGUCCUCAAAGAACAGCAGAGGCAAGAAGAAAGGUAAGGUCUUGAUGAUGGGCCAUUUUGAAUCUGAUAAUGUUUUGUUUAAUAUACCUGAAAUAGCAGUGCCUAAAACUGUAUGCGAAGUGAUGAUAAUGCAAGAAAAUCUUGAAAGUGGAGAGAUCGAGGGAAAUGGGGUUGUCUUCGAAGAGGAGAUGGUGGGUCAGGAGGUGGCCAGGAACCUGGAAAUGGAGGUGGUGAUAGGGCAUCCUUCAGGCUACAAUGAUAACAACCACAAGGGGUUGGCUAUGAAGGUUUUACUGGACGUAAUGGGUUUACUGAACUCUCGUUUAUGGAGUAAUCUUUGGAGUCCUGGCAUGUAA